Molecule: messenger RNA, 677 nt
Organism: Symbiodinium necroappetens
Lineage: Eukaryota; Dinophyceae; Suessiales; Symbiodiniaceae
Source: the annotation of a GenBank genome assembly
GCUGGAGCAGAUGGCGUGCUUUGACUGCCGAGCUGCAGAGUGCACAGUAGAGGCCGACAGGAUCCUCGUGGAGCAGCAAGUCCAGAACCUUUUUAGGUCGGUUCUCGGCGAACGAGAAGUUGUGGCUCUGCCGACAACAUCCACCGGAACAGAGGAGAGUGUGGCUUAUGCCCAGAGUGACGAUGAAGCCCUGGACGCUUUCAACAGCUACAUUCGCGGCCCUCUCCGCUCUGCCGUCAUGGAAUGUGUGGGAGACCAGCUGUAUGUGCCCUACAACAUGUGUCUGGUAGCGUCUCUGCCCAUGAUCUUCUAUUCUGCGACGGACAUUCUCCAAUGCGAUGCUACAUGCAUGUCCAACAUGGGAUACUCAUCCUUUGGCAAUUACGUCUUGCCGAUACUCUUGAGCUGGAUCUCCACAAUCGUUUUGGUCGUUCCCAUCUUCUAUGCAGUUUUUCUUCGGCUGCUGAAGCGCACCUUUUCUGUCCACUCGGAGCUGCUGCAGCUCCUUCUGGCAGCUCUUAGUGGCAUCUUGACAGUCAGCUACGGCUUCCUUUGCGCUGCUCUGCUCUUCGGACUUCUUGCGGUAAUCAACAAAGAAGGAGCCAUGGCCUUCUUACCUCUUCUCGUGAUUCUGGUAUUUCUGCUUAUGCAGCUGCGAUGCCUCUUCGGUACCGAUC